Molecule: messenger RNA, 2028 nt
Organism: Suricata suricatta (meerkat)
Lineage: Eukaryota; Metazoa; Chordata; Mammalia; Carnivora; Herpestidae
Gene: CCKBR
Product: cholecystokinin B receptor
Exons: 5
Coding region: 67-1422 (451 amino acids)
Biological process (GO): phospholipase C-activating G protein-coupled receptor signaling pathway
Cellular component (GO): plasma membrane
Molecular function (GO): cholecystokinin receptor activity; gastrin receptor activity
Source: RefSeq, a predicted model, not a curated record
AGCAGGUGGAGCCGCAGCGGGAGCCCGCCGGGCCGAGCUUGGGGAGGCGGCGGCUGGGCCGGGGCCAUGGAGCUGAACCGGAGCGCGCAGGGGUCCGGACCCGGGCCGGGGGCUUCCCUUUGCCGGCCCGCGGGGGCCCUCCUCAACAGCAGCGGUGCGGGCAACCUCAGCUGCGAGCCCCCUCGCAUCCGCGGAGCCGGGACACGAGAAUUGGAGCUGGCCAUUAGGAUCACCCUUUACGCAGUGAUCUUUCUGAUGAGCGUUGGAGGAAAUGUGCUCAUCAUCGUGGUCCUGGGACUGAGCCGCCGCCUGAGGACUGUCACCAACGCCUUCCUGCUCUCACUGGCUGUGAGCGACCUCCUGCUGGCUGUGGCUUGCAUGCCCUUCACCCUCCUGCCCAAUCUCAUGGGCACAUUCAUCUUUGGCACAGUCGUCUGCAAGGCGGUUUCCUACCUCAUGGGGGUAUCUGUAAGUGUGUCCACACUAAGCCUCGUGGCCAUCGCCCUGGAGCGAUACAGUGCCAUCUGCCGACCACUGCAGGCACGUGUGUGGCAGACACGGUCCCACGCAGCUCGUGUGAUCAUAGCCACGUGGAUGCUCUCUGGACUGCUCAUGGUGCCCUAUCCCGUGUACACCGCCGUACAGCCAGUAGGGUCCCGAGUGCUGCAAUGUGUACAUCGCUGGCCCAGUGCGCGUGUUCGCCAAACCUGGUCGGUACUGCUGCUCCUGCUCUUGUUCUUCGUCCCGGGUGUGGUUAUGGCUGUGGCCUACGGGCUCAUCUCUCGCGAGCUCUACUUAGGACUUCGCUUUGACGAAGACAAUGACAAUGAGAACCAGAGCCGAGUCCGAAGCCAAGGAGGGCGGCGGAGCGAGGCAGGACCAGGUCCUGCCCAACCCAAUGGGCGUUGCCGGCAGGAGACCGGGCUGGCUGGCGAGGACGGUGAUGGCUGUUACGUGCAGCUUCCGCGCUCCCGUCAGACCCUGGAGCUGUCCGCGCUGACUGCGCCCACACCUGGGCCAGGAUGUGGCACCCGGCCCUACCAGGCCAAGCUGUUGGCUAAGAAGCGUGUGGUGCGGAUGCUACUGGUGAUCGUUGUGCUUUUUUUCCUGUGUUGGUUGCCACUGUACAGUGCCAACACGUGGCGUGCCUUCGAUAGCUCUGGUGCGCACCGCGCACUUUCAGGAGCGCCCAUCUCUUUCAUCCACUUGUUGAGCUACGCCUCUGCCUGUGUCAACCCCCUGGUCUACUGCUUCAUGCACCGUCGCUUUCGCCAGGCCUGCCUUGAGACAUGUGCCCGCUGCUGCCCCAGGCCUCCACGAGCGCGCCCCAGGCCUCUUCCAGAUGAGGACCCGCCCACCCCCUCCAUCGCUUCACUGUCCAGGCUGAGCUACACCACCAUCAGCACGCUGGGGCCUGGCUGAGGGGUAAAGGAGGAGUGGGGGCUGCGGCGGGACACACCAAUUCCUACAAGCAGGGACCCAUCCAGACACAUGAGAGACAUAGACCCACUGACACAGGAGACUGACACCCAAAAUGCAUGGACUAAUCCCAAUGCACACACACACAAAAAGUGGCUUACCUGACACAAAAGAAACAAAUCAGAUCCCCACACAGGAAAUAAGGCACACUCUUGAUAUGGGACCGAGCCUGAAACAGGGCACUGUCCUUGGACAGACUCAGACACUAGCAGUGGACUGUCAGUACAUAGUGGAAACUCUAAGAGAGGCUGUCCUGCCUCUCAUAUACACACAGUAAUGGCACUGAUUCUUUAGGGAACUGGCACAGUACUGACUCUACUCCUAAGAUGCUCCAGGCUGCCCCCCAGUUUUGCCUUACAGUGCCCUUCUCCUUUUCAGCACUGAAAAAUACCACCCAACCUACCAACCAACCAACACCUCCCUGGCCAGCAGGCUGCCUUUUGCACUGAAAAGUCCCUUCAUUCCUUUCCAGUUAGAUUCUAUGGCCCUGCCCCUCCUCCAUCACCCAAACUCUUCAAGAAGUAAUAAAUGACUUGGCUUCCUCCUGCA